Fusarium sp. VM40 is the source of this 3453-nucleotide messenger RNA. The record is from the annotation of a GenBank genome assembly. NCBI's taxonomy places the organism in Eukaryota, Fungi, Ascomycota, Sordariomycetes, Hypocreales, Nectriaceae.
AUGCCGGCCAACAACCAAAGACCGGUCGCCCAAACUCCGGUAUCGCCACGAAGUACAGCUAAAUAUACCAAUAAGGACGGUUCAAAGUUUAUUACGGUCCCAAAGGGUACACCCUCUGAAUCCUCGCUGCCUUCUACCCCCACAACUGCGAAACCCAGUGGCCCCCCACUAGAUACUUCCCAUGCCGAAGACGAACCUGCUCCUGCUGUAAACCGCAAGAAGCAGAAGCGUCGACAAAAAGCCGCUGCUAGAGCCGCUGCCCAGGAAGCUGCGAAUGGCCAACACGACGAUGCGUCCGGACGUGGCUCAGCUCUGGGUUCCACGUCUGGCCGUGGCCCCGCAGAUUAUGAGGAGGGUGAGAGCGAUGAUGAACAUGAGUAUAUUCUGGCAAGCGAAUUGACAGGCUCAACUACAAACGGUCAUCUCCACUCGGACUCUAGAUCUAAGAAAAACCGCAAGAAGAAAAAGAAGGGGACAAAUGCCGAACCUGCAUCACCAAUCCCGGAGACCCUCGAACCUGAACCGCAUCCCCACCUGUCGCAAGGCCCUGGUAUGUCACGCGACAAGAUAUGGAGUACGAGUAAUCAAGUUGAGCGCGAACGUAUAAAAGCGUUCUGGCUUGGAUUGGGCGAAGAUGAGCGGAAAUCAUUGGUCAAGGUUGAGAAGGACGCUGUUCUUAAGAAGAUGAAGGAACAACAGAAGCACACUUGCAGCUGCACUGUGUGUGGACGGAAGCGGACUGCGAUUGAGGAAGAACUAGAGGGCCUCUACGAUGCCUAUUACCUGGAACUUGAGCAAUUCGCAAACCAAGGCGAGGGACCACCUAUGCUACCGUCAGCCCGGGAUUUCGCCCUCAGACCACCACGGGGUUUACCAUCGAGUUACUCCAACCGACCCCCAUCACGCGGCCGGAUAGUGGAGCAUGUGGGCGACGACGAAGACGAAGACGAGCUUGAAGAGGUUUACAGUGAAGAUGAAGUGGAGGAGGACGACUAUAGCGACGACGAACCCCCCGAAGAAUUUCAGUCCUCACACGAACGAGACGUCGCCGAUUUCUUGACGUUUGGUAAUAGCCUCCAGGUCAGGGGUGGUAUUCUCACCGUGGCGGAUGACCUCCUUAAAAACGACGGCAAGCGGUUCAUCGAAAUGAUGGAGCAGCUUGCGGAACGUCGGAUGGCAAGGGAGGAAGACGCCCGCGAACACUUCUCACGAGGCUACGGUCACCCCAAUGGGGCAUAUUCCAAUCCUCACAACCAUCCUUCCCCUGAAGAAGACGAAUACGACGAAGAAGAGGACGAGGAAGAAGACUAUGAUGAUAGCCAAGACGAGGAGUAUGAGGAGGAAGAGGACCAAUUGACUGAGGAGCAACGAAUGGAGGAAGGUCGACGCAUGUUCCAGAUAUUCGCCGCUCGGAUGUUCGAACAGAGAGUUCUCUCUGCUUACAAGGAGAAAGUUGCUAAGGAACGGCAGCAAAGACUGUUGGAGGAGAUAGAAGCCGAGAGCCGAGAGUCUGAGCUCAAGAAAGCUAAGAAAGCUAAGGACGCUCAGAAGAAGAAGGAUAAAGCUGCUCAGAAAAAGCAAGCCUUGGCCGAGGAACGAGCACGAAAAGAUGCUGAGAAGGCUGAGGCAGAUGCUGCACGACUAGAAGCCGAGAGGCAACGAGUUGCUGAACAGAAAGCCAGGGCCGAAGAGAAGCGUAAACAGAAGGAAGCGCAGAAGAAGGCCGAGGAGGAGGCUCGCUUACGAAAAGAAGCAGAACGACAACGACGACUCCACGAGCAACGCGAGAAACAGGCUGAACAAGAACGCAAGGCCCGCGAAUCCAAAGAGAAGGAGAAGAAGCUCAAGGAAGAACAACGUCAGAGAGAUAAGGAGGCCCGAGAGCAGAAAGAGCGCGAAGCCCAGGAACGCAAGGACAAGCAAGAACGGGAUAAGCGCGACAAGGAAGCUCGUGCUGCCAAGGCCCAGAAGGAUGCUCAGGUAGCUCGGGAGGCUAAGGAGAAGUUGAAAGAAGAGAAGGCAGCGGCCCAAAAAGCAGCAAGUCACUCAUCGCAACCUAUUCAGAUCCCGAAGCGUGGUUCCCAACAUCCUGUGUCCAUACCGACCGUCCUCCCGCAACAUCCCUCGAAUCCUGCGAGCUACGCAUCUCCCAAGAUACCAAUUGCAACUCCCGUGUUAUCCAAAGCAUCAACGCCGAUACGACCCCGGACACACUCUCAGCAAUACGAUGCUGCACCGCAAUCAGCUGCAGCUCCGAUGACCAGCCAAGAUCCCUCGCCUCACUCAUUGACGCCUCACAUGAGUCCAGCGCCAUUAGGUCAGCGCCAUGGCAGUGCGAGUACGCAGCAUUCCCACUCAGUGUCUCCUACAAAUGGACAACCCAGAUUACCUGGGCAGUCUCCCUUCCAAAUGCCUCCUAUGGCAAUGCAACCACCUCCAGGAUUGGCUCACCAUGCGCCACCACCAGGCUUCGCGAAUCGUAUGCCUCAUGAAGCUAUCUUCUCAGGAUAUAGACAUGCUCCUGGGGCAAUGGUACCUCCUCCUGGUAUGAAUGGGCCAGGUCGUGGGUUCUCAGCGCAUAUGAUACCAAUGUAUCCACAGCCUACCGCCGAUCCGUUCGACAUGGGCCGGUUAUCAUUGCCUUCGGAAAUUCCCCCGACAAUGCAUCAUCGCCAGAGUUCAUUGCAGUUUGAACCGCCUCCGACUCCAGCACAGCCCAUAGGACGACCUGCUCCGAUUGGCCGUCCCGGAAGCCUUAGCCACGGGCGUUCCUCCGAUGAUAAGGAGGACGAAACCGCGCACUUGGGUAGUAGAGCUCUUCUUGAAGAUGAUGAGCCUGUCGAAGCUGAACUCCACAUGGGUAGCCUGCGAAAUCAGCCUCCAGGGCCAAUGUCCGACUUUACCACGAGUCCCUAUUCAGCCUUUCCCUUGGCACACAACCCUUGGGGCUCUUCAGUUGGAGGACACCCACUGCCCCCUCCAGGAUUUCCGAAUCCAGGGUUCAACAAUCCUGGAUGGGGCGCACCGAGUGUGCCUCCUGGUUUCGGUAUGGCUUCUCCUGGUUCUAUCAUGAGCUCUCUCCGGGCUCCUGUCCAGCCUAAAACUGCAAUGGUACGCGAGAUGAUCUGCAAGGCUUGCCAGCAAAUUGUGGGCUCUGGUGAUUCAGAAGGCUAUAUCGGUAUUGCAACUCUCAAAUCAAUGGUUGAUGAGAUGUCGGGUGAUCAUAGUAUCUCGGAACAGGACUUGCUGAACCUUUGCGAAACAGAAGGAAGCCGGACUAACGGAGGCGGCACGUUUUCUAUCCUGCAGGAUGUCGACGGCCCCGGUAAACAUGGCGUCCGAUGGGAGCCUGAUAUGAACGAUGGUUUCGGUACUCCUUAUCGAGCUGUAGGUGCCCCGGGUGAGAUUGGCAGUCCACCACUCAGCCAAGCAACGCUACGAGGGAGAACGUAG